Solenopsis invicta (red fire ant) is the source of this 624-nucleotide messenger RNA. RefSeq lists its product as uncharacterized. Bases 1 to 624 code for a protein of 207 amino acids. The record is from RefSeq and is a predicted model, not a curated record. NCBI's taxonomy places the organism in Eukaryota, Metazoa, Arthropoda, Insecta, Hymenoptera, Formicidae. The transcript has a single exon.
AUGUGUCACAACAAUCCGAACUGGAUAGAGACGCUUCCGGUGGUUCUGUUGGGUCUUCAAACGAGUUUUAAGGAAAAUAUUAAAGCCAGCGCAGCUGAGCUGGUGUAUGGUAUGUCGCUGCACCUCCCAGGUGAGUUUUUCCUCAACGAGGAGAGCACCACAGAUCCGCAAACAUUUAUUAAGAGAUUCCGUGAGAGUAUGCGAGAAAUUAGAGCGAGGCCUGUAGCUCGCCAUGAUAAAAGAAAAGUUUUUGUACACAAAACAUUGUAUUCAUGUACACAUAUAUUUGUUCGAGUCGACGCGGUUAAGAAACCGUUAGAACCUCCAUACGAGGGUCGCUUUGAAAUUAUAAAACGAAUAACAGAUACUAUUUUUAAAAUUGACGUUAAAGGUCGGCGUACUAAUAUCUCUACAGAACGACUUAAACCUGCAUUUUUUGAGGCCGAAACGACGGGGGAGCCAGAUGCCAGGAAUUCGGCGCAGACAGCGAUUAAAACAUAUGUUAAGCCAAAGAAGACUGGUUCAAUCCCAAAGAAGACUGAUGUAAUUCCAAAAAAGAUUGAUGUAAUUCCAAAGAAGAUUAAUGUAAUUACAAAAAACCUGUUACAUUUAAAGAAUAGGUAA